AGGAGGAGGAGAGAAAGAAAGAAAGAGACUGGCUUUUCCUCUUUCAUUUCAGUUUUCUCCUCCUCCUUUUUCUCUUUUCCCCCCUUUUUUCACAAGAAUCUGAUUCAUUGCUGGGGGAGAAAAGGAACUUGGAAGAAGGAUGUUCCAGACUUUAUACAAUUACUUCUGGUGGGAACGGCUCUGGUUGCCGGCCAACCUGACGUGGAGCGACCUCCAAGACCAUGAUGGCCGGGUCUACGCCAAGGCCUCCGACCUCUACUUCACCAUCCCUUUAGCCUUCGUCUUCCUGGUGGUCCGGCACCUCUUCGAAAUGUACGUGGCCACUCCGCUAGCCGGCCUUUUGAACGUCAAGGAGAAAGUCCGGUUAAAAGCGACUCCGAAUCCAGUCCUAGAAAGAUUUUACAUUUCUUCCUGCAAACACCCCAAACAGGCCGACAUUGAGGCCCUGUCGAAGAAAAGUGGAUGCACCGCCCGGCAGGUGGAGCGUUGGUUCCGGCGCCGGCGCAACCAAGACCGGCCCAGUUUGCUCAAGAAAUUUCGGGAAGCCAGUUGGAGAUUCACCUUUUACCUUGUUGCUUUCAUUGCUGGCAUGGUUGUUAUAGUGGAUAAACCUUGGUUUUACGAUCUCCGGAAAGUUUGGGAAGGCUAUCCUGUCCAGACCAUGCUGCCUUCCCAGUACUGGUAUUACAUGAUCGAACUCUCCUUUUACUGGUCCCUCUUGUUCAGCAUCGCCUCCGACGUCAAGCGAAAGGACUUCAAGGAGCAAAUCAUCCAUCAUGUGGCCACCAUCAUCUUGAUCAGCUUCUCCUGGUUCACGAACUACAUUCGGGCCGGGACCCUCAUUCUAGCCUUGCACGACUCUUCGGACUACUUGCUGGAGUCGGCAAAGAUGUUCAAUUACGCCGGAUGGAAGAACACUUGCAACAACAUUUUUAUCGUCUUCGCGGUGGUCUUUAUCUUCACCCGGCUGAUCAUCCUUCCUUUCUGGAUCUUGCAUUGCACCAUAGUUUACCCGUUGGACUUCUACCCGGCUUUCUUUGGCUACUACUUCUUCAACCUCAUGAUGAUGAUCCUUCAGUGCCUCCACAUCUUUUGGGCGUUUCUCAUUAUCCGCAUGGCCCAGAAGUUCAUAACUGGAAAGGUGGUGGAAGAUGAGCGCAGCGACCGAGACGAGACGGACAACUCCGACGAGGAAGAAGACAAAGCCGUCGCGGGUCCUACCAACUCCGCGGCCACCAAAAAUGGCCCGCUUACCAACGGCCACCCCAUCUUGAACAAUAACCACCGGAAAACCGAAUGAUCCUUCUUCUUCUUCAUUUAUGUUUUUUGGGGGGCGAGGGAGGCGUACCCAUCCUUCUCCGGUUCCGGCUCACCUGUUGUCUGUCGCGAGACCCGCAAGCGAGAUUUUGUGGCCGAAACCAAAAUGAAAAGAAUCCCCCCCUCCGAAAAAACCUUUCCACGAGAACAUUUUUGAAAUCCCGUCCCGCAAACGAGGGAUCCUUCUCCUUUUCCGUCUCGAUCGCUGGCGAAGUUGAAAGCGCCGCCGGCUUCAAGAUGGGUCCAGAAAUGGGCGGCCAUCUUAGAACAAUUGUACAUACAAUGGAACAACUGGUCCUUAAGAGGCGUCUUCUUCUAAGAGGAGCUCUGAUCGUGGAAAGACGGCGAUCCCAUUUUCCUUCUCCCCGUUCUUCCUUUCUUUGCCAGAAGUUUGCCUUCUUCUUUUUGCCUCUUUCCUCAUUUCUUCCUUACCAAAUUGCCUUAAAACUAACGUUGGACAUCUAUCUGCCUUUCUUUUCCUCGUCCACUUUAAACCUGCCAAAUCGACGAAUACCUAAGAAGCUGUAGGAAGGGAGACGGUUAAAAAAUGACAGUGGGUUCUUCCCUCGCCGAUACACUUUAAGAAGAGAAAAGUCUAUUUGAAGGACACUUUGGUGAGAGAACAUGUCUGCCUUCAAGUCAACAGGCUUCUUCCUUCCCGUGCCAAAGGCCUUUGAAUUAAAUGCGUGUCCGAGAGCCGGGUUUGGCUUUGCUCUCAAACGUUCCUCGGUGCCAGGAUUUUCUCAAGUUUGCAAAAGGAAAAUGAUUGUGAGGAAGCCUUGCCCCGUCUCCAAUUUCCACAUUUUGAGGGAUGGACAUAUUCGGAGGCAAUGUACCUAAUCUUUGUUUUAUCUCCCUUAACGCUUCCGGUUCGGGGAGAUAAAACGCAAAGCCGAGACGUAAAAUGACACGUUUUAGGCUCUGCUUUGCAGUCACUUGAAAAUGCCAAAUAUUCCGAAUCUUGCGGAAGCCAUAGGUUUUGCUGGCAAAGAUGUAUUCUUAGCCGCGACAAAUUAGGGGUCUCGCUCCUAUACGUUCCUAGGUACUUUUCUCACUUUCCCCCCUGAGACAAACCCUUCACAAAAGAGCAUUUUUCAUUUUAAAUCUCGCUCAAUGCCUUACCCCACAGUGGUUCUGUUUGGGAUUUAUACAAGUAUCUGAGCAAGGAAAGCGAUGGGUUGAAUGGAAGCCGAUACACACAGUACACGGAAAGUUUGGGGCCGUUGGUGUGGGGUUUUGUUUGGGUCUUUUUUUACAUUUUUACACAAUAUAGUGUUCAGAAAAGAUCAGGUACAACUGCUCCCCUGUGGGGUGCAUACAUAUAUAUAUAUAUAUAUAUGGAUAUAUUUUUUUGUCAAGGUUGGUGGCUACAGCAAACAAAUCCAGUAGGUCAAGGAUGCCCAUGGGAUCCGACGGUGGCAGAAAGUGGGUUAUAUUCCUGUACGGCACAGUUUUUUCCUUCUAUAUUGAGCUUUUCCGCUGCAUCCCACUUUUUGUUUUCCUCUGGGGCUGUAAGACUUUUUUCCUACUCCACACUUUCCCCCCUUCGCCUAACCCCCCUUUUCUCACCCGAUUAAAUAUAAAACACCAAAUUCUCUGUAUAGUUAACUUGGGUUUCUCUCACAAAAGGUAAACAGAACAAUGUGGAUGUAUUCUUUUCCUUCCCCCUUUAAUUUAUUAGAUAGGAUUUUUUGAGGACCAGAGCAGGAGAAAUUUCUGUUGUUGCAAAAGUAAAAGAGGUCCAAAGGUUGAGAAAAUGCAUGGAAAAUUGACUCUAAAUGGAGGAACGUUCUGUCGUGUUUUGUUUCCAGCCAAGCCCUGGGUUUUGGGAGGGAGGGUUUUAAGAUGGAAAGUAAUAAAACAAAAGGACCAUUAGCAUUACCUUCAGACCAAAAUGUGUUUUUUUAAAAAAUUAAAAUAUAUUAAAAGCUAAAUAAAACUAAUGAAACUUCUGUUUAAA
Sceloporus undulatus (fence lizard) is the source of this 3277-nucleotide messenger RNA. RefSeq names its product ceramide synthase 2 (gene CERS2). Lineage: Eukaryota; Metazoa; Chordata; Lepidosauria; Squamata; Phrynosomatidae. Gene Ontology annotation, cellular component: membrane. The transcript has 11 exons. Gene Ontology annotation, molecular function: sphingosine N-acyltransferase activity; DNA binding. The coding region runs from base 140 to 1300 and encodes 386 amino acids. Gene Ontology annotation, biological process: ceramide biosynthetic process. The record is from RefSeq and is a predicted model, not a curated record.